Molecule: messenger RNA, 788 nt
Organism: Clupea harengus (Atlantic herring)
Lineage: Eukaryota; Metazoa; Chordata; Actinopteri; Clupeiformes; Clupeidae
Gene: c10h19orf25
Product: chromosome 10 C19orf25 homolog
Source: RefSeq, a predicted model, not a curated record
AAAAUUCAGUUAUUGUCGCUGGCUACACGCUGCUAAGCUGAAGCUGUUGUGUUUAGUGGUCUGUCAUGCGGUCACUAAAUCUAUGACAAAUGUUAGGAGGUUUUCCCUCAAAACUAAUUUGAAAUUUAGGUUAGACCGUGUAGCUACUCUCAGUGAAAACUGUUGGCCUGUCGUCGUUCUGCAGACUAGAGGUUGAAAGUUAUUACUGAAGCUAGCCAGCUGGCGCAGUUGAUCGUGGAUGAAGAUGAUGGAUAGUUAACCCACUUAUCAGGAAACCAUGGGUUCGAAAAGUAAAAAGCGAAUGAUCCUGCCAAGUCGACCAGAACCUCCUUCUGUGGAAGAAAUUGUAGAAGACAUUAACCGAGCCUACCCGAAUGAUCCAGUCUUUGCUGUUCUACAAGACGAAAGUCAAGAUGCCAAGCUGGGCUCGGCUCUCAGUGAGAUGGAGAUGAUGUACCAGCAGAGCCGCCGGUUCCUGGACCUCAACGACCGACUGCAAGAGGCACGGGGAGAAUUAGCGAGACGUCGUGAGGAGCUGCGGGCUGUGGGGGACGCCCUGGGCCACAGUGUGGAGGACGUGAAAGAGAAAGCCAAAAGUGUGCCAUGCUUUGAUGGUCCAGACCCUUAGCCUUUGUCAUCUGCUUUAUCGAGAUAUUCUACCACCAACCUUCAAGGUCACUUCACCUUUUGAAUUAACAAUAUUGUACAUAAUUUUGGAACAGUGGAGCUGUUUUGUUGCAGCCUUGCAAAAUUGUUGAUCAUGUUAUAAUAAAGUGUAUUUUAAAAUA